AUGUGGAACCUUGUUGGUGUUGUCUGUUUGAUGCUAGUGAUGUGCCCGAAUCCUAUUGAGUUAACUUCAAGCACCGAAUCUUCACCAGAUGGCGACAAUGUUCCUGGUGUGCCUUUUGCAGGACAUUCUUCUGCUUCUGCAAGAAAUCAAAGAACUGAGAUUGACCUGAAUUGUCCUCCUGCCGAUUCUCCUCCUUCUUCCGAGGAUCUUCUUCGUUUUAGAUCCAGGUCUCCUCAUGCAGGGUCUUCUUUUCGUGUCAGGUGCAGGUCCCUAUCAGCUAAUCAAUCAAUGACUGAAGCGGGCCUUACUAGUUGCUGCGGAAUAUUUGGGAAAAAAGGACCCAAAACACUAGAAGGACAAGAUUACGGACAUGCGCAAGCACAGCUAGGACACGAUGGACACUACGGUAAUGCGGAUUCACCAAGAAACUCAGAAGGCAGUACUGCGUCAACACACGAAAUAGGCGAAUAUCCAAUGUCGGAAUUACACUCAGGUAACCAACCUGCGGGUUCGCCAUUACAUUCAGAAGCUAGUUAUCGGGGUGCACCAUUACCCCAUAGUCAUAGUCUUCCUCCGCAAGGAAACCUAGGAGGUAGUCAUGGGGCUAUGACAUUAUACCAAGCAGGAGGCGGUUAUGGAGCUCAGCCAUCACACCAAGGAGGAGCCAGUUAUGGCGCUCCACCACCACACCAAGGAGGAGGCGGUUAUGGCGCUCCACCACCACACCAAGGAGGAGGCGGUUAUGGCGCUCCACCACCACACAAAGGAGGAGGCGGUUAUGGCGCUCCACCACCACAACAAGGAGGAGGCGGUUAUGGCGCUCCACCACCACACCAAGGAGGAGGCGGUUAUGGCGCUCCACCACCACACCAAGGAGGAGGCGGUUAUGGUGCUCCGCCACCACACCAAGGAGGAAGCAAUUAUGGGGCUCUGUCCUCACACCAAGGAGGUGGAUAUGGUCCGUCACAUGACCUAGGAGGCGGUCAUCGUGCUCCGCAAGGACAACCAGGAUACCCAGGACAGCACGGUCAAGUGAUGUCAGGAGGAUUGAACGGAAACCAAGGAAACCCGGAAUACCAAGGAAACCAUCAAUACUACGGAAACGGUGGUUCUCAUAGUUUUCCACAAUCUGGAGGACACGGAACUAUUUCGACUUGGGAAGCAUCCCAAAAUCACAACCAUAGUGCUCCGCAGAUAAGAGACCCCGGUCGAGAAGCUUGGAAAUACCUGAGCGAAACACCAUACUUCCAAGAACUAGAUGAAAAAUUUAAACUUCCUUGA
Molecule: messenger RNA, 1281 nt
Organism: Belonocnema kinseyi
Lineage: Eukaryota; Metazoa; Arthropoda; Insecta; Hymenoptera; Cynipidae
Product: glycine-rich cell wall structural protein 1.8-like
Exons: 3
Coding region: 1-1281 (426 amino acids)
Source: RefSeq, a predicted model, not a curated record